Myotis brandtii (Brandt's bat) is the source of this 378-nucleotide messenger RNA. Its product is annotated as ALK tyrosine kinase receptor-like. Gene Ontology annotation, cellular component: signaling receptor complex. NCBI's taxonomy places the organism in Eukaryota, Metazoa, Chordata, Mammalia, Chiroptera, Vespertilionidae. The transcript is spliced from 3 exons. Gene Ontology annotation, biological process: positive regulation of kinase activity; cell surface receptor protein tyrosine kinase signaling pathway; multicellular organism development. Gene Ontology annotation, molecular function: transmembrane receptor protein tyrosine kinase activity; ATP binding. The record is from RefSeq and is a predicted model, not a curated record. The annotation marks the transcript as partial.
GCUGCCUGGUCCAGGCCACUUCCAUCUGUCUGCAGUGUACCGCCGGAAGCACCAGGAGCUGCAAGCCAUGCAGAUGGAACUGCAGAGCCCCGAGUACAAGCUGAGCAAGCUCCGCACCUCAACCAUCAUGACCGACUACAACCCCAACUACUGCUUUGCCGGCAAGACCUCGUCCAUCAGUGACCUGAAGGAGGUGCCACGGAAAAACAUCACCCUCAUUCGGGGUCUGGGCCAUGGUGCAUUUGGGGAGGUGUAUGAAGGUCAGGUGUCUGGAAUGCCCAACGACCCCAGCCCCCUGCAAGUGGCGGUAAAGACGCUGCCUGAGGUGUGUUCCGAACAGGACGAGCUGGAUUUCCUCAUGGAAGCCCUGAUCAUCAG